AUGACUGGACGUGUACUUGAAGGUGAUUGUUCGCAACCGCGUCCUAUUUGGACGCCGACAGUGCCGCACGAUCAGAUCCCCAUGAACGUCUACCGCGCACAUAUAAAUCGGAAAUUCAAUCAAAAUUUGAGCUCAUCCCAAGAGCUCCACCAAUGGACUGUUCAGAAUCUGCAGGAUUUCUGGAUCGAUCUCCAUCAGUAUACAGGGACCAUUCCAUCGUUGCCUCUGACGGUGAAGUCUUCUUUUGAUGCAUGCAUGCCAAUGGAGAAAAUCCCCGAAUUCUUUCGUGGUGCCACCGUAAAUUAUGCAGAGAAUGUUGUCUCGGGUCGUGAUUUGAACCGAACCGCUCUGAUCGGUGUUCGUGAAGGCCAGGGCUUGAAUGGCGAAGUUUGGACAUGGGGAUUGCUCCGAGAGAACAUCAGAAAGGCCCGAAGCGCAUUGUUGCACCUUGGCAUCCAAGAAGGGGAUCGAGUAGCCGCGAUAAUCUCGACGAGUGUAUGGUCUGUCGGUCUUUUCCUGGCCACUGCCAGUAUUGGCGCCAUUUGGACCAGUAUCGCGCCUGAUUUGGGUGUAGAGGGAUGUAUCUCACGACUGCAACAAGUUACUCCCAAGGUGCUUUUUGCGGACAGUGAGUCGACGUACAAAGGCAAGAUGCGGUCCAAUGUGCACAAAAUCCGGAAUAUCUUCGAUGAAAUGAAAGUCAAGCCUGAGAUCAUCUUGAUUCCAAUAAGUGGGACACACGAGCCGGCCUUUUCUAGCCUUGACAGCUUUCUGUCAAUGUCUCAGCCUAAUGAUGAGCUCGUGUUCCAGAGGCUGCCAUUUUCUCAUCCGCUAUACAUUCUUUACACCAGCGGCACGACGGGUCAGCCCAAAUGCCUUGUCCACAGCCACAGUGUAAUUCUGCAGCAUAAGAAAACAUCUGUGCUUCACAACUCCCUCACUGCCGAGGAUGUCGUAUUCCAAUAUAGUAGCACCUCAUGGGUGCUAUGGAAUAUCAUGAUCGGCCAUCUAUCGGUCGGCCCAACUCUGAUUCUAUACGACGGGUCGCCGUUGUGGCCGACUGCAAGGGAAAUGGUAAAGAUUGCAGAGUAUCAUCGCGUCACGUACUGGGGCUGUUCGCCCCGUUAUCUCCAAGAGCUGGAGAUGACUCGAUGUGUUCCAAAGAAGGAGUUUGACCUUUCAUCUUUGCGAAUGGUGCAGACGGGCGGUUCCCACUUGGGCGCCGACCAGUAUCACUGGUUCUAUCGCGCAUUUCCACCGGAGGUCCAUCUCACCAGUGUCACCGGUGGCACGGACUUGGUGACGUCUUGGAUCGGGACUGACCCUGCUGGUCCUCUCUAUCCAGGUGAAAUCCAGUUGCCAAUGUUAGGACAGGACGUGGAUGUGGCAGAUCCCAUUACGGGAAAGUCAAUCAAAUGUACCGGGAAACAUGGUGAGUUUGUCUGUCGUCAGCCUUUUCCAUCCAUGCCUGUGUUCUUCUGGGGCGACGAAGAUGGAUGCAAGUAUAAAAGCACGUAUUUCGACAAGUUUGAAGGCUGUUGGGCUCAGCAUGACUGGGCGAGCUACAACCCGCAGACGAAAGGAUGGCAAAUCCAUGGAAGAAGUGAUGGUGUUUUGAAUCCGCAGGGUAUUCGAUUCGGGUCCUCCGAUAUCUACUCGAUCACGGAGUCUGCCCCAUUCAACAAAUCGAUCUCAACCACACUGUGUGUGGGUCGGCGAAGGCCCUGUGAUACCGACGAGUCUGUUUUCUUGUUUGUGGUGAUGCAGCGUGGCAAUUCGUUUAGUGAUCAUCUUGCCCUCGAAUUCAGAGAUGCCAUUCGCAAGGGCCUGAGCAGCAAACACGUUCCUCGCUUCAUUAUCGGGGUCAAGGAAGUACCGAUGACAGUGAAUGGCAAAAAAGUCGAGACCUUAGUGAAGCAAGUCGUGUCCACUGGCGAACUGCCCACAACCAUCAGCAGCACGGUGGCCAACCCGGAGUGUUUGGGACAUUUUAGGCAGUAUUUCGAGUUGGAGGUGAAGGACAGAGCCAAGAUAUAG
Molecule: messenger RNA, 2037 nt
Organism: Penicillium atrosanguineum
Lineage: Eukaryota; Fungi; Ascomycota; Eurotiomycetes; Eurotiales; Aspergillaceae
Exons: 3
Coding region: 1-2037 (678 amino acids)
Biological process (GO): lipid metabolic process
Cellular component (GO): cytosol
Molecular function (GO): acetoacetate-CoA ligase activity
Source: RefSeq, a predicted model, not a curated record